This is a messenger RNA of Phragmites australis (common reed), 843 nucleotides long. RefSeq lists its product as uncharacterized. The transcript has a single exon. Bases 138 to 593 code for a protein of 151 amino acids. Lineage: Eukaryota; Viridiplantae; Streptophyta; Magnoliopsida; Poales; Poaceae. The record is from RefSeq and is a predicted model, not a curated record.
GCCGACCGUUAGUUCCAAACCCUCCUGAUCCCGGCAUAAAAGGCUCCGACCCAAGGAAAGCAUCCGACCCAAACCCGACACUAGACAGCCCAAGCAAACGCCCGCGCACGCCUCUUCUCCCUGCCCAAGAAACCGGCAUGCCGCACCACCGCCGCCGCGGCGCGCCCGCCGAGGAGGCCCCGUCCCCGCGUCCCUCGGCCGCAGGCUGCUACGCCUUCCUCCGCUCCGCGCCGUCGUCCCGCCGCGCGGGGGGCUACCGGCGUCUCGACUCCGCGCCUGCGCCCAAGGGCGCGGACUCGGCGGCGGUGAGGGUGGAGGUCGGGACGACGAGGGAGAGAGCGAAGAGCGUGUUCCACGUGGACCCCGCCGUGCUGGAGGCCGGGCCGGUGCGGCGGCUGCUAGCGGCCGCGGGGAGGAGGCUCGCCGGCGGCGCGGUGGCGGUGGCGGUCGACGUCUUGCUGUUCGAGCACCUGCUGUGGCUGGCGACGACGGCCGGCAACGAGGAGGUGGGGUGUGAUGACCCUUCCGGUGACCUGUCGGAGAUCGUGGAGUUCUACUCACAGGACGACGACAACGACCACCUCGGGUUCUAAAUUCUAAUGCUAAGUUAAUGAUAUCUCUAAAUUUGUGUCAUUUACUUGUCGCUCUCAUGUGUAUAAUACAAGAUCGUAGUACUGCUAGUACGAAGGAGAAUAAGGCGCUAAUGGCCGUCUAUACUUUAUAAAUUUAAGUACAGUUACAUCUGUCUGUAUGUCAAUCAAACUGGGGAGGGCGGAGGGGGGCUAAGCCCCUCUGCGCCGGGUCACUGAACUGGGUUGGAUGCUUAAUAGUGCUAAUUACAAA